AUGGCGUACAUCCACUAUAAGAAGGCAUACGAUUCAGUACCCCACACACGGUGGCAUCAUCAGGUUAAUGAAACACGCAAUAAGAAUGUGGAACACUUCACUCCACAGUACCGACGGGACAGAAGUGUUACGAUCCAGAACUCUCAGUAUAAAAAGGGGUAUUUUUCAAGGCGAUACAGUCAGUCCGCCAUGGUUUUGCCUUGCGAUGAACCCCUCAGCAAAGCACUUAACCGAAGCAGCUAUGGCUACCAAUUGAAAAGUGGGACAACGAGUACAAAAAUUACCCACACCUUCUUUAUAGACGAUCUGAAGCUGUUUGUGGAGACUAUGGGAAAGCUGCGUCAUUUGUUGCAGCUGGCGACAACGUUCAGCAACGAUAUUCGGAUGGAGCCCGGCGUCGACAAAUGUCGUCUCGUAAAUAUCCUUCGGGGUAAAGUAAUGGACGCUGAAAGUUUCCGCAUCAACGAAAGGGAGGAAAUUCGAAGUAUGAUUGAAGGUGAGUCGUACAAAUACCUGGGAUUCCUGCAACUGAAAGGUAUUCACCACACGACUAUCAGGAAAGAACUGCAGGAACGGUUCCUGUAUCGUGUCAACCGUAUUUUGAAAUCACUCCUCUCUGCCGGCAACAAAGUAAAGGCGAUAAACACGUUUGCCGUGCCUUUGUUGACAUACAGCUUCGGGGUGGUUAAAUGGACCAAAACGGAUUUGGAAGCGAUUGAACGUACCUUGCGAGUAUCGCUAACCAAGCACCGUUCGCACCACCCAAGAUCGGCAGUCGAAAGAAUCACCUUACCACGCAUGGAAGGAGGAAGAGGUGUCACUGACAUCCAAGCGCUAUGCGUAUCCCAGAUCGAGCAGUUGCGGAGAUAUUUCAUAGAUAGUCAGACUCGUCAUGUUGUCUACCGCACUGUCUGUGAAGCAGACCACGGGUUCGGCGCCCUGCAUCUGGCGCAGGAGCAUUACCAGCUGAACUGCGAUCUAAAAACCGUAUCAGAAAAGGUCAAAACAUGGAAAGCAAAGGAACUACAUGGGACGCACCCCCAUCAAUUAGAGCAAGCGAAUGUAGACAAAGUGGCAUCGAAUGCGUGGUUGGUGCGAGGUGAUCUCUUUUCGGAGACGGAAGGCUUCAUAGUAGCCAUUCAGGAUCGGGUUAUUACGACGAAGAACUACCGCAGGUACAUAUUGCACGAAGAUAUAGAAGAUCGUUGUCGAAAGUGCAAUUCAGUAGGGGAAACGAUCGAGCAUGUGAUUGCAGACUGUCUUGCCUUAGCCGAAAGGGCUUACCUUGGACACCACAAUGCAGUUGCCAAGAUUGUGCACCAACAACUCGCUUUGAAGCACAACUUGUUUAACUGUUACGUACCCUACUAUAAGUAG
Molecule: messenger RNA, 1377 nt
Organism: Sabethes cyaneus
Lineage: Eukaryota; Metazoa; Arthropoda; Insecta; Diptera; Culicidae
Exons: 2
Coding region: 1-1377 (458 amino acids)
Source: RefSeq, a predicted model, not a curated record